AUGUGCCGUGGUUUGGAGUAUCGACGAGUUGACGGGUUUUGCCAGCUGACAACAUGUUCACAGUGGAGCUAGCUAGCAAUGUAAACAAUCAUUCUGCAACUCACAGGCACCGGAGUCUCGGUAUUGAUGUGAUUUGAAUGUAACUGAAGGAGUGGGACGGUUGUUUGAUUUUUGUUGUUUUAUGUCGCCCCCUUCCUGAAAUUGAAAUAUUUUUGGUGUCAAUACCCUGUACAAUAGGUGGCGGCAAUACACCAAUAGGUGUAGUCUGUCAAUACAACUUUGAAGAAGAAGAAUCAUUCUGCAAAUUCGGCAGUAUUUAUACUUGAAUAACGUGCAUUUUGCAGCAGUGAAGGGGUCCACAGCAACUUUGAUGCAACUGUGAACAUCAUCAUCAUCAUGGCUUCGAGCUUCGCCCCACCGAAACUGGCUAAUUUCAUUCUCACAGAGAGGCUGGGCAGUGGCACCUAUGCGACAGUUUACAAAGCCUACAGAAAGGGGGACAACCGGGAGGUGGUGGCAGUGAAGGUGGUUGGGAAGAAGAGUCUGAACAAGGUGUCUAUGGAGAACCUGCUGACUGAGAUAGAGAUCCUGAAAACUGUUCGCCACCCUCACAUUGUUCAGCUGAAGGACUURCAGUGGGACAGUGAYAACAUCUAUCUGAUCCUGGAGUGGUGUUCUGGUGGGGACCUGUCCCGUUUCAUCCACAGUAGGCGCUUGCUACCUGAGAGGGUGGCUCGGCUCUUCCUGCAGCAGAUAGCCUGCGCACUUCAGUUUCUCCAUAAUCAUAACAUCUCCCAUCUGGACCUGAAACCCCAGAACAUUCUGCUCAAUGGUUCUGUUCUUAAACUAGCAGAUUUUGGCUUUGCGAGUUACAUGUCUCCGUGGGAUGAGCAGAGUGCUCUGAGGGGCUCUCCUCUCUACAUGGCCCCUGAGAUGGUGUGUCGACGGCAGUAUGACUCKAGGGUCGACCUCUGGUCUGUGGGAGUCAUCCUGUAUGAGACACUAUUUGGCCGGGCACCAUUUGCCUCCAGAUCCUAUGCUGAACUGGAGGAGAAGAUCCGCAGUGACAAGCCCAUCGAGCUGCCUGCAGGGGCCAGAGUGUCCAGGAACUGCAGGGACUUACUGCUGCGGCUGCUGGACAGGGACCCUGACACCCGCCUCACCUUCACUCAGUUCUUCUCCCACCCUUGGGUGGACCUCGAGCACAUGCCCAACGAAGAGAGCCUGGGGAAAGCGAAGGAUCUGGUCCUGAAAGCUGUUCAGAAGGACCAGGAGGGGGAUAGAUCAGCUGCCCUGUCUCUGUACUGCAGCGCACUGGAACACUUUGUCCCUGCCAUUCACUAUGAAACAGACAGACUGCGUAAAGAUGCCCUCAGGAAAAAGGUUAGUCAGUACGUGUCCAGGGCAGAGGGGCUGAAAGCUCUGGUGUCUGCAGACAACAGCCUCUGCUUUGAGCAGUUCAAGUCCACCAGAGACAUCCUGAGAGAGAUGUCCCGUGACCAACCACGGGUGCUGGCUGCUCUGGAGCUGGCAUCUACAGCCAUCGCCAUGGAAGAGAAUGGGAUAGAGGAUCAUGAUACACUGGCUCUGUACCAGCAGAGUCUGGGAGAACUACUGCUAGCCCUGGCAGCUGAAGGCCAGGGGCGCCGGAGAGAGUUGCUCCACUGUGAGAUCAAGAGCCUAAUGACCKGAGCUGAAUACCUCAAAGAACAGAUCAAGAUGCUGGAGAACCAAAAAGACGUGUCAAUGGAUAGAGAGCCUCUAUCAGAAUCUGUGAGAAGUUCAUGCUGUGUGCAGUGAGCCAGCCUGGCAGUAGGAACCAGAGAGAGGGCCAUCGUGCCUGCGGAGCACCAGACCUCCUGAACCUCUACGGGUCAGGCUAAGGAAUCCCUCAGGCAUCCGAGACCAUGGCCUCAUUAGUCUCGCAUCACCAUACUCGUAAGUCUCAAUCAUCGCACGGCUGUUGUUUCCCAACAAACAUGAGAAAGCCUGGAAAUGGAGGCUAUGGCGUCAGAGACAAUCUACUCUGUUAUUACUCUGCCUGGACUUCAACUAGCAGCUUGUCAGCCUUGCAUCCCCCUCACCAACACAACACAGAAGACUGUCACAGUCUCCAGUCACUGCUCAGCCUCUAAGUUCUCCUGCCUAACCAUUCAUAUGGAAAGGCUGGACAGCUUGUAUGCUAAUACUGUACUGUCAUGAUAAACUAGUGCUGUAUCAUGUUGUUGUGUUAUGUUGCAGGAUGAAUAAGAGUAAUAAUGAGCCUCAAGUGCUUGUAGUUGCACAAUAGAUGGCGACUUGAACUCAGAAUGGCUACCCAGCAUAGCAAGUUUGUAGUCUGUAACUGAUGGGAGUUAUCGAAAUGUAUCAUGAAUAUUUGGGAAAGCCCUUCUGUCGCCCCACACAUACACACACACACAAACUAAAUCCCUUUUCUGUGGCCUGACCACAGCCUCACCACGCUCCCUCUGCUGAUGGAGCAGCCUCUACCACUAUGAGAGGAAAACUGGAGAGGUGCGGCUGCUGCCUUAUUUACUCUGUAGACUUUCAUUUACUUUUGGGUUGGCACCGGUCAGGAUGAAGGCAUACAGUAGCAACUGUGAAGUCAAGGCGUGCGUCACAAAUCAGCCUGCUUUAGUAGCCUGCCAAAAGGUUGGAAAUUUGGUGACAGGUUAACCGUUAUUGCUGUUGUGGGUAUUUUUUUUCUGUUUGUUUUCAGUGAGCAAGGUUGUGUGCAUGAAUCUACUUUCAAGGGAACUUUUAGUAUUUGUGAAUAUGCUGUAUCAUAGGAGGCUAUCUGCUGUUUAAUCAGGAAAUGGAAUGGUGUAACUGAAAAGGAAGAAAUGUGUCGAAUUGAAAACUCACAAUUGUGUAUUGUUUUGUAUGAUUUUAUAAAUUAUUUAUUACCGUAAAAGGCUGAUUCAAUUGAAUUAAAAUUGGCUAUGUAA
This is a messenger RNA of Salvelinus sp. IW2-2015, 2948 nucleotides long. It is a transcript of the gene ulk3, whose product is annotated as unc-51 like kinase 3. The record is from RefSeq and is a predicted model, not a curated record. Gene Ontology annotation, molecular function: protein serine/threonine kinase activity; ATP binding. Gene Ontology annotation, cellular component: phagophore assembly site; cytosol; phagophore assembly site membrane. NCBI's taxonomy places the organism in Eukaryota, Metazoa, Chordata, Actinopteri, Salmoniformes, Salmonidae. Gene Ontology annotation, biological process: autophagy of mitochondrion; autophagosome assembly; response to starvation.